Messenger RNA from Triplophysa dalaica, 3771 nucleotides. RefSeq names its product vitellogenin 3, phosvitinless (gene vtg3). Lineage: Eukaryota; Metazoa; Chordata; Actinopteri; Cypriniformes; Nemacheilidae. The record is from RefSeq and is a predicted model, not a curated record. The coding region runs from base 1 to 3765 and encodes 1254 amino acids. The transcript is spliced from 27 exons. Gene Ontology annotation, molecular function: lipid carrier activity. Gene Ontology annotation, biological process: lipid transport.
AUGUGGCAGCUCUAUGUUUGUCUCCUGGUGGCUUUGGCUGCCAGUGAGAACGUCAAUUAUGAGCCUUUCCUGAACUCUAAAAAGACGUACGAGUAUAAAUAUGAAGGACUGGUUCGAGUGGGCCGAGAAAUGCCAGACCUGGUGGAGUCAGCCCUUAAAAUGAGGUGCACUUUCAAUAUAAUUGGUGAAUCUCCACAAACCUUUGUCCUUCAGAUCGCAAAUGUAGACUUUGAAGACUUUAAUGGCAUCCCUGGAAAAGGAGUCUUCAGCCCAUCCCAAAAACUCACCAAGCGUUUGUCUGCUGAGUUCAGCCAACCAAUCGUAUUUGAGUUUUCAAAAGGACAAGUGACAGAUAUCCGCACAGUGCCUGGCGUCUCCAACACAGUAGUAAAUAUUGUGAGAGGGUUACUUGGAUUUCUACAAGUCACAGUCAAAACCACGCAAAGUUUUUAUGAACUGGUUGAGUUGGGAAUUCAUGGUGUGUGUCAGAGCAGUUACUCUAUUGAAGAAGACUCUAGUGCCAAAGAGCUGUUGGUCACUCAGAUGGUUGAUAUCAGCAACUGUCAACAACCAGCAGCUUUGUACAGAGGGAUGGCUCUCGCGACUGAGGACAAACUCAGUAAACAAAGGGGUGACAAUGUUAUUUCCACGGUGAAAUACAUCUACACUGUGAAGUCCACAACAGAAGGUGGUCUGAUCACUAAAGCUUUCGCUCAGGAACGACAGUUCUUCUCGCCAUUGAAUGUGAAGGGAGGAAACUCCAGAAUGUUGGCAUUACGCGAAAUUGAACUUCUCAAAGUGUCAGACACCACAGAUAAAAUAGUGACCGGGCAAGUGCAGAGUAGAGGCAACCUGAUGUACAAGACUGACAGAGACCUCAAACCAAUUCCCCUUCUGAUGAUCAACCUGAACGAUCCAGUGCCAAAGAUUGUAGAUUUGAUCAAGCGCUUGGCACAGGCCAACAUAUAUCAUGUGGACAGUGCAACCAGUACAGAGGUUUUGAAUCUAAUUCAGUUGCUGCGUGUGGCAACGCUUGAUAAUCUCGAGCAGUUGUGGAAGCAGCUUGCAGGAAACGAUGAGCACAGGAGGUGGUUCCUGGACCUAGUUGUGGAGGUAUCGGAUGAGAGGAUACUCAAGUUCCUUGAGUCCAGAUUCAAAGCAGGGGACAUCACUGCAAACGAGGCGGUACAGGCUCUGGUAGUGGCAUUUAACCACUUGUCCGCUGAACCUGUUACAGUAGCAUUAGCCGAGGAGUUCCUGACAAUACCCUUCAGUAAAUCCCAGCCUUUCCUGUGGAACACAGUGGUUUUAGCAUAUGGUUCUCUACUGCACAGAUACUGUGUUUAUACUGAUCCUUGUCCUGUGACAGUGGUGCAGCCGUUGCUGGAUAUGGCUGCUGGUGGACUGAGUAAAAAUUCAGAGCAGGACAUGGUUCUUGCUCUGAAGGCUUUGGGAAAUGCAGCUCACCCCUCCAGCAUCAAGACUAUUCUAAAGUUCAUUCCAGGAUACUCUGCUGGAGCCGAGAAACUUCCAACCAGAGUACAGGGUUCUGCUGUCCUGGCCUUCCGACUGCUUGCAACUAGAGACCCUCACAAUGUACAGGAUAUUGUCUUAAGCCUCUUUGUGCAGAGGACUCUUCCUGCUGAAAUCCGCAUGAUGGCCUGCAUGGUGCUUCUAGAGACCAAGCCAUCCAUAGCUAUGAUCUCAGUAAUAAGUGAAGUUCUCCUUGAGGAGGAUGACCUACAGGUGGCCAGCUUCACCUACUCAGUCCUCAGAGGCAUUGCAAACUCCCGCACUCCUGAUAAUCAACAUCUAUCCACUGCCUGUAAUAUUGCCAUGAAGAUCCUUACUCGCAGACUUGGUCACUUGAGUUACCGCUACAGCAAGAAUAUACACUUGGACUGGUUCCAUAAUGACCUUUUGUUUGGGACAUCCACUGACGCUUAUAUGCUGAAAAAUGGAUCAAGUCCCAUACCCACACAUAUGAUGUUAAAGGGAAAAAUUCACGUCAUUGGAAGAAUAUUACAAUUUCUUGAGUUUGGUGUCCGUUCAGAUGGAAUCAAAGGGCUGCUUACAGAAAAGCUUCCUCAACUGGAGAAAGAUUUUGCAGUUACAGAUUUUCCAGCUAUUAUAAAAAUUCUCUCAGACUGGCAGAAUCUCCCAAAGGACAAGAUUCUAUUAUCUGCCUAUGCACGUGUGUUUGGACAAGAAACUUUUUGGAUGGAUUUCAGGGGAGAGUUCAUGCAGACCAUUAUGAAGUCAGUUAGUCCUUCUGCAGGAAAGGAAAGCUCAGUUUGGGAAAAGAUUCAGAAUCUUCAGAAAGGAACGUCCUUGCACUGGACCAAAGCACACCUUGUCUACGAAGCUCGAUCUGUGCAGCCAACUUGUUUGGGUCUCCCAGUUGAGAUCAGCAAAUAUUUUCCCAUAGUAAAUGUUUUUACAAUGAAAGCUAAAGCUGAAAUGAAUCCUCCUCCUAAGGAACAUUUGGGCGAGAUGCUAAACUCAGAAAUUUCCCUGCAGACUGAUGGCUUCGUUGGGGUGAUAAAGGAUCAUUUUGUCUUUUAUGGAAUCAACACUGAUCUCUUCCAGUGUGGUAUCGAGAUGAAGAGUAAGGCAGUCUUCGGUUUGCCAUGGGCGUUCGACUUAAAAAUAAAUGUAAAAGAGAGGAAGUAUGAAAUGAGUAUGACUCCAAGCAAAACAGCCACAGAGUUGAUAUCAUUCAAUUCUGAUGUGUAUGCUGUAUUGAGGAACAUUGAGGAUUCAUCUUUAGCUAAAAUGACUCCUAUGAUGCCCGAGGCAAAGGCCUCCCAGCAGGCUCUGCCACUGGCGAGAAUAUUACCAACCUCUAGGGAUGAACAGACUGAGGACUCUGAGUGGAAAAUCAGGCAUUGUGCUGAAACCAAGAUUUAUCAAACUGCUAUUUGUGUAGAAGCAGAAGCCAAACGAACACAUUACUUUCACGAAUAUCCUCUGUAUUACUUCCUGGGAUAUACACGUUUCUUAUAUCAACUUGAACCAGUAAAGGGAGCCAAGCCCAUAGAAAAGAUUCAGAUUCAGGUCAACGCAGGUAGUAAACAUCCUCCAGAAGUGAGUAGAAUGAUGGAUCUCAGCCGCAGAAUAUUCCAGGACACAAGAGAUGAGACCAUCUUCUCCUGUGAAAGACACAAUAUUUCCAGCAUCACUCCAGCAUUUGAGGUUCUCGAGGCCACCCCAGAUCCAAUAGCCAUGGUAAAAGCUCUUGCUCUGAGUCCAGCAGCAAAGCCACUGGGUUACGAAGGCGUAGCCUUUUAUUUACCAACAUCCCAGAGAGAAGACAUUGAAAUGAUUCUCUCUGAAGUUGGAGAAGAAGCAAACUGGAAAAUGUGUGCCAAUGCAAAUAUGGAUAAGAGCCAUUCAUCAGCAAAGGCCCACCUUCGAUGGGGCGCAGAGUGUCAGACAUACGAUAUGUCUAUGAGGGUGUCCAAGGCGUGCCAGCCAGAGGCUAAACCUUCAAUGUACAUGAAAAUGACGUGGGGAGCCCUGCCCUCCAUAUUCACUGCGAUCAGUCAAAGAAUUGAAGAAUAUGUGCCUGGAAUGUCUUAUCUUCUGGGCUUCUACCAGAAACACGAGAAAAACCCAGAACGUCAGGCAUCUGUCAAUGUUGUGGUCACCUCGACAGAGACCUUUGACUUUAGACUGAAAGUCCCUGUGCGAACAAUCUACAAAAAGACAAUUCCCUCAAUGCUCGAACUUGUUGGAUUUGAAAAAGCGAAUAUGACCAUGUAAACCCAG